Molecule: messenger RNA, 435 nt
Organism: Cooperia oncophora
Lineage: Eukaryota; Metazoa; Nematoda; Chromadorea; Rhabditida; Trichostrongylidae
Source: the annotation of a GenBank genome assembly
AUGGCAGCCGAUGAUAUGCAGACAUCGGAACAGCAAAUGCGAACACUUCAAUUUAACGACAAGGUGUCACGCCUUAACAGAGAAUUUAUUCGACAGCUACAAGAAUGGUACAAGCAGUGUGCUCAUUAUGAUUUUUCUAAUUCUGUCAAAUCCUACUUGGAACAUAUGAAACGACUUGAUGAAAUGUACUCUGGAAAACCUAUUCCGAAGGCUACGGGUAAGGAAACUCCUACAACAUCGACAUCGGGACGAGUUAUUGCCAAGGCAAAACGUCGAAUUGAAGGAAGUGCCAAAUGCGAUGAACUAAAUAAUUCGGUAAAGGUUUCCACGCCAUCUGGUGCUCCUCCACGUUUCAGUCUUGGUGAUGUUUCUGUGAUCAAGCCAAAUUUGGACGUUACCUUGACAGUUCCUACGCCAAAGGUAUUGACCUUGUAA